AUGAUAUCUCUUCCUCAGCAACACCAACAUCAACAUCAACAGCAACAACAUCAACAUCAACUUCACUUCCAGCCAUACUCAUAUCCCGCCGACUACCAACCCGAAUAUCAAAACACCUACUCGCCCUCUUCCAUUGACCUUGCCGGGUCGGACCUCGACGACAGCAUCGCCAUUCUCGACUCGCAGCUCCCCGCCGAACUGAUGCAGUCCGAACACUGGGGAGCUCUCGCCCAGCAGACCCCUAGGUUGGCUCGGUUUGCCCAUCAACGCGAAUCCUCCUUGUCGUCUCUGGCAUCCUCUGGCGCCGCUCCCGCCUCCCCCUUCGCCCACGGCAACUCGAACCCUCAGAUCGCCAUCACCAACCCUGCCCACGACGGCUUGGCCGACCACACUUCUGCCAACAGCCAAGGUUCCUACUAUCACCUUGCAAAGUCCGCGGGCCCUUAUCCAGGAUACCAGAACUGCGGUGGCAUGGAGCAAGUCAUGCCCGAGAUGGCAUAUCCGAUCACCAUCUCUGGCCCUGGUGGCAAGCCACGAUUAGACAGGGCCUUCAUUCCCGCCCCCGACUUCGCUACUGGUUCAUCGCGGUCACAUCCUGCCUCGGUGGCGAGCUCUAUCGCAGGUGACUCACCUGCCACUCCUACGGUUGGUGAGUCUGACAUCUCAGAGAGGAGGCGGAAAGGCUUCGCCCACGUUCCAAAGCUGGACAGGACGAUGACGGAUGUCUACAACGACGAGCUCUUCAGCCCCAACUUCGCCAUCACCUCCACGCCACCUUCUCAACCUCAGAUGGCUGUCUCGCCCAGUAAUGAUCUCUUCAGCCAACGACUCCACGCCGCCAACAGCCAGCAUCUCAGUGCCGCACACUCGCCCGCCUCGACUACGUCUCGGGGUAGGUCGCCCUUCCUCGCCGGCUCUCCCCUUGCUCCCUCGCCCACUCACGACUUUGGAACUGGCUCAGUGGCCCAGAACAUGCCCUUCAACACGGCCCAGCAAAUGAGGGAGCAGAACAAGGCGCAGCAUGAGGCGCAACUCCUGCACCAGCAGAUGACUCAGAGAGCUGAACCAGAGACUCCCAAGACCAUCUCGCCCAAAGAUGCCAUUCUCGAGUUCAAUGAGCCUGACGGAGAGGCAAACUUCCCGCUCUUCCCUCAAGACCCUACCGCCUUUGAGAUUGACCAAUUCUCCAAGGCUAUGGCAUCCCAAGGCUCACAGGAUGUGAAUGGCCAUGAUGGCAGCAGCAGCAGCCAGUUCAACUACCUCCACUCUCAGCUGCCAAGCGGUAUUCCAGUACCUCAGCAAUAUCCAUUUGUCGCGCACUCCCGACACACUCAUGAUACUCCUCCACGAUUGAGCUCCGCAGGAUCUAGUUCCACGGCGUCGAGAACCAACACACCUGCCCAUUUGGGGCGACCCAAUGGAACGGCGGCGGACGGCGGAACAUACACAUGCACAUACCACGGCUGUACCCUGCGAUUUGAGACUCCAGCCCUUCUCCAGAAACAUAAACGGGAGGGCCAUCGCCAGACACAGACACUUGGCGGACCACGACCCCGCGAAAUUGUGGGCAUGACAUCAAACAUGCUCAAUAGCCAGGCUGGCCCUCACCGAUGUGACAGGAUCAACCCCAGCACAGGCAAGCCAUGCAGCACGGUAUUUUCAAGGCCUUACGACUUGACGCGACACGAGGACACGAUCCACAAUGCCCGCAAGCAAAAGGUGCGGUGCAACCUCUGCACCGAGGAAAAGACUUUCAGCCGAGCUGAUGCCCUGACGAGGCACUACCGGGUGUGCCAUCCCGACAUGGAGCUCCCGGGAAAGCACCGGCGGCGCGGAGGAGCCUGA
Ilyonectria robusta is the source of this 1845-nucleotide messenger RNA. RefSeq lists its product as uncharacterized. NCBI's taxonomy places the organism in Eukaryota, Fungi, Ascomycota, Sordariomycetes, Hypocreales, Nectriaceae. The record is from RefSeq and is a predicted model, not a curated record. Gene Ontology annotation, cellular component: nucleus. The coding region runs from base 1 to 1845 and encodes 614 amino acids. The transcript has 2 exons. Gene Ontology annotation, biological process: regulation of transcription by RNA polymerase II.